AUGUCCAUUCUUGUAGGAGAAUUCGCCAUGAAAGAUUUAGGGCCACUGACAUAUUUUCUUGGUAUUUCAGUCACGCGAAACGGUGACAACUUAUUCUUAUCUCAGCAAGCUUAUGCAAAGGACAUUAUUCAUCGCGUAGGCAUGGACUCUUGCAAGCCUACUGCGACUCCUAUAGACACUCAGACAAAAUUGGGUGAUACAUCAGGACCCCUAUUUGAUGACCCCACCACCUACAGAAGUCUUGCAGGUGCUCUUCAAUAUCUUACAUUCACUCGCCCGGAUAUCACAUAUGCAGUUCAGCAAGUAUGCAUGCACAUGCACUCUCCUGGUCUUGCUCAUUGGAAUGCUCUUAAACGCAUUCUACGAUACAUUCAAGGAACUACUGACUUCGGGCUCCAUCUUCAUGCAUCAUCUUCUCUCUCCAUUCGUGCCUACACUGAUGCGGAUUGGGCCGGGUGCCCUGAUACUCGAAGAUCCACAUCUGGUUAUUGUGUUUAUUUAGGGGAUAACCUGGUUUCCUGGUCCUCUAAGCGCCAGUCUACCAUCUCCCGUUCUAGUGCUGAAGCCGAAUAUCGAGGGGUUGCCAACGUCGUAGCUAAAAUAUGUUGGCUUCGAAAUCUUCUUCUUGAACUUCGACGGCCAUUAUCAAAGGCGUCUUUGGUAUACUGUGACAACAUAAGUGCCAUCUACUUGUCAGGUAACCCGGUUCAACACCAACGCACUAAACACAUCGAACUCGAUAUACAUUUUGUGCGUGAUCAUGCUCAGAAGGGUCUUGUCCGCAUUUUACAUGUGCCUUCCAGAUUUCAGGUUGCUGAUAUCUUCACCAAGGGAUUGCCACGGGUUCUCUUUGACGACUUCCGAUCCAGUCUUCGUAUUCGUUCUCCUACCGCUUCGACUGCGGGGGUGUAA
Messenger RNA from Helianthus annuus (common sunflower), 912 nucleotides. RefSeq lists its product as uncharacterized. The record is from RefSeq and is a predicted model, not a curated record. Bases 1 to 912 code for a protein of 303 amino acids. The transcript has a single exon. NCBI's taxonomy places the organism in Eukaryota, Viridiplantae, Streptophyta, Magnoliopsida, Asterales, Asteraceae.